CUCCUUACAACAAAGACAGAUGUCAAAGACAAAGUGCCUGUUCCUGACCAUACCACUCUUGAUCUGCAAAGAUGGCUUCUAAGCUUCCGCCUCCUCCAAAAUUAACAGCAGAAGCUUUGAACGCUGCAGGAACUCAAAGACCGGAUCUGACAAGAAAGGAUUCUCAUGCUUCAGAUGGAUCUCAUUCUUCACAUUCCUCGCAUCAAGAAAGAGAAAGGCAAAGACAUCUCGGUGAAGGUCCGGGAGGUCCUCCUGGAGUCAUCAAACCAAUAGCUUCAACAGUAGCAAUCCUAUUUAUACUUUUCAUAAGUCAAGCUGCCGCGCUUUGGCUCUUCACAAAAGGAUUCUUAUUGACAAGGACGACAUUAGAAGGUGUUUCAAGGUGUGAUAGACCAGCACAAUCAUCAUUCGCUCUUCCUUCGCAGCUGAAUGGACUUGUACCCACUUCAGAUGCGGACUUUCAAGUCUGGCAAGAUGCGCUCAUCGAAGAAGCAGAAUGCACUUUACCUGCAAAGUACGAUCGAACAUUCAUGUGGAUCAUCGAUGCUCUACGAUUUGACUUUUUGGCCGAUACAAACCUAAGAGAUACCUCAAAUAAUCAAUCUUGGUCACCAAAUCCUUAUUAUCAUAACAUUCUCAACUCGCCGGCAAAACUGAACAAGGAACAAAAGAGUUUUUCCUUCUUAUCGCAUUUCCUAGCCGAUGCUCCUACGACCACAUUGCAAAGGCUUAAAGGCUUGACAACGGGCUCUCUGCCCACCUUUAUCGACGCCGGAUCAAAUUUUGGCGGAAGUGAAAUCACUGAAGACAAUUGGCUAUCACAGAUGCGUAAGAAAGCGGAAUCUAUACCAGGCCAAAAAGCAAAAAUGGGUAUGGCCGGUGAUGAUACUUGGCUUACCGUAUUUCCAACCAUUUUUGAUCAGGAAUGGCGCUUUCCAUUCGAUAGUUUCAAUGUUGAGGAUCUCGAUGGUGUAGACAGAGGGGUUGAAGAGACCUUGAAGCCAUUCUUGAACAAAGCUGAAAAGUCUUUGGCGGAUUGGCGAUUAUUGAUCGCGCAUACACUCGGGGUUGAUCACGUUGGCCAUAGAUUGGGCGCAUCGCAUCCGCGCAUGAAGUCUAAAUUGGAAGAAAUGCAAAGCUUUCUAGACUUCAUCAUCGAUAGCUUACCUGAAGAUGCUCUGUUCGUGCUUAUGGGCGAUCAUGGAAUGGACGAAAAGGGUGAUCAUGGCGGUGAUGGAGAAUUGGAGGUAGGCGCGGCUUUAUGGAUGUACUCAAAGAAAAAGGAUUUGGAAGGAUUGUCGGAUUCAGAGAUCAAGACAAUCAAUUCGAAAUCUGAAGCGCUUAUCAGCUCGCACCUUCCUUUUUCACUACUACCUUCACCGCCAUUUGAUGCAUUGGGCCAUCGAAGUAUACCACAGAUCGACAUCGUGCCAACACUUUCGCUACUUUUAGGUCAACCUAUACCGUUCAACAAUUUAGGCUCAGUAGUACCUGAGGCAUUUGAGUCAUCCGCAUUACUCCUUCGCGCAUUACGAAUCAAUGCAUUACAGAUUCAUAAAUAUUUUGAUGAAUACGCAAAGGUCUCGAGUGAUCUUCAGCCGUUCCAAGACGAUCUUCGAUCCGCAUGGUAUGAGGCAUUAAGAAAGGAUGCUCAAUUGGCCAAUGCUGCUCGUGGCCAGAAGAAAGACCUGGAGAUAGAGACCGCUCAAGCUUACCUUUACUUCAAUCGAUUAGCCUUGGUGAAGGCUAGGAGUGUUUGGGCGAAAUUCGAGAAUGUCAAGAUCGUCCUCGGUCUUUCGAUGUUGGUAUUGAGCCUACUUACCUUAAUUCGAAUCAAGUCGUUCUCUACAAGUCAAGAAGUCGAGGUGGUGCUAGGAGAAAUUGUGAAGAAAAGUAUUCCUGGAGUCUUGAUCGGCGCCGUGAUUGGAUUUGGCGGAAAGAUGUUCUCAUUGUAUGCAUUUCCGGUGCUCAUCUUCCAGACUUUGGAACUUUGGGAAAGUGUGUUGGCCGGUCUCGUCUUGGGAUCGCAAUUCAGCCUAUUGUCAAGCCUGAACACAUCAGACAAAACGAAUAAGACAACCAUUUCUUCAGAUUGGUCAAUCUUGGGAGUUUUGCUGCCUGUCCUACACUCAAUUGCAUUCUCAUCCAACAGCUUUACUGUACAAGAAGACAAGGUCGUUCUAGCAUUAGCAGUCAUUGUACUGUUGUACCGAGGCAUUCAAGGUUACCUGAAUAGUCCGACCACAAGAUUAAAAAUUCGUACGCCUAUCUUAGCGAUUGCAAGCGCAAUUGCAAUUCGGGUCGCCUCUGCAAGUAGAGUCUGCCGAGAAGAGCAAGGGCCACAAUGUUCAACGACAUUUUAUAGUCAAACAGAUUCUACUCUCAACAGUCCGAUCGUCAUCUUGGCAGCUUAUGGUUCAGCUCUCGCCAUGCCAGCUUUGCUACAACAAGCCUUACAUGCCAGUCGAUCCGAUGGUGGAGUUGCUCCAUUAUUCUUCACGUGGAUGCUACGGCCUGCUCUUCUGGCAGGUGCAGGCUAUUGGUUCGUUGACUGGCUCAUCACAGCGGAUGUGUUGGGAACGGUGAGUGAGAGUGAAGGUAACUCGUCAAGCGUGCUGUCGAUUAUGGAAACUGCAAAGAUCGCUUUAGCAAGAGCUGAUUUUGCUUUGAUCGUUGUGAUCGCAUUGGCCUUUUGGAUCUUCAGCCCACUGUGCUUAGAAAUGAAGCAAGAAGUGGUACCAGCAACACAAGCAAAGAAUGCAGACAAUGCUAGCAAUCAGCCCACUACACGCAUCAUCGUCUUGGGAUUUGCAAACUCAUUCGGAUCAUCGUACUUGAUCUUGCUAUCGCUUGUUUUCGCUCUUCACUUCUUGAUAGCUCAGCCUAUGGGACAAGUAACUUUGAGCUUGAUUAUGCUUGUUGUGGUAGCAUGUGCUGAGCUGGGCGAUCAUGAAAGGGAUGGUGAGAUUAUGCAAGAAUCUGAACAGGCAAUCCAACCGCCAAGGUCUGCAAAACCUGUGACCAUGCUUGAGGUUUCCACAUUGGCAUUGAUAGGAUUUGUUGCUUUCUUUGCUACCGGACAUCAGACUACAUUUGCUUCCAUUCAAUGGCGAACCGCUUUUGUUGGGUUUAGUUCUGUCCAAUAUCCAUUCUCGCCCAUCCUGGUUGUUCUAAACAGCUUUGGUCCUGUGGCUUUCUUGCCUGCAUUGUCAUUACCAUUACUGGUCUUAUGGAAUCUAGCACCUCAACCACGAUCAAAUAUCCAACGUAUGCCAACGAUUCGACAUCUUUUACAAGCAAGUCUUUCGUUCAUCUUUUAUCAUCUCGUCAUCACACUCUCAAGCGCAAUCUUUGCCGCUCAUUUUAGACGUCACUUGAUGUUAUUUAAAAUUUGGACGCCAAGGUUUAUGACAGGUGCAAUCAGUUUGCAGAUUGUUUUCUUUGGCUUGAUGUUCGGCAUCAUUGCUGCAGGUAAUGUGAUGAAUAAGGUCACUGUCACUUUUGGCUCUCAAUUCUAG
Molecule: messenger RNA, 3518 nt
Organism: Meira miltonrushii
Lineage: Eukaryota; Fungi; Basidiomycota; Exobasidiomycetes; Exobasidiales; Brachybasidiaceae
Exons: 3
Coding region: 72-3518 (1148 amino acids)
Biological process (GO): GPI anchor biosynthetic process
Cellular component (GO): endoplasmic reticulum membrane
Molecular function (GO): mannose-ethanolamine phosphotransferase activity
Source: RefSeq, a predicted model, not a curated record